AUGUCUCAAGCAACGCAGGAGCCCGUGCUCAACAAGGUCUCGAAGCUGCCCAUUGACGAGGCGAAAUGGAUCACUCUCAAGAAGCUCGACUAUACGGACCAGACGGGAACGCAGCGCACGUGGGAGAUGGCCACGCGCAAGACCCGCGGCAAGGCCGGCGUCGACGCCGUGGCCAUGGGCAACAUCCUCGUCCACCCGUCGAAGCCGCCGUCGACGAUGAUCGUGAUCCAGUAUCGCCCCCCGCUCGACGCGUACACCGUGGAGUGGCCGGCGGGGCUCAUCGACGCCGACGAGACGGCCGAGCAGGCCGCCGUGCGCGAGUUCCGCGAGGAGACGGGCUACGACUGCCGCGUGUUGAGCAUGAGCCCCGCCCAGGCUGCCGACCCGGGCAUGAGUGAUGCGAACAUGGUGCUGGCCAUGGUCGAGGUGCAGCUGCGCGAGGGAGAUCCGAUGCCGGAGCAGCGCCUAGAUGACGGCGAGCGCAUCGAGCGCGUCGUGGUGCCCCUUACUGAGUUCUACGAUCGUCUCGUCGAAUACGCCACAAAGGACCGCUUCGUCGUCGCCGCGAAGCUCUUUCACUUUGCCGCUGGCAUGCAGUUUGCUCAGACACAGAAGUACGUCAAGUUCCCGGAGCAGGGUUGA
This is a messenger RNA of Anthostomella pinea, 642 nucleotides long. The record is from the annotation of a GenBank genome assembly. Lineage: Eukaryota; Fungi; Ascomycota; Sordariomycetes; Xylariales; Xylariaceae.